GCAGCAUCGGCGGGCCUUCGACACUUGCGCUCACGCCUGCUCCGACGAGUACGCUUGCGUCCAUUUGGGCGGCCAAAGACGUCAGCAUAUUGGGCAUGCCCUCGAACCCGUUGUUCCGCGUGUACUGCUCCUACACCGUGACGAUCAGUGGGGCCCCCGCCACGUCACUGACGGUCUGCACGUACAACGCAACCGGUGCUCUCGUCACGUCUCCCACGGCCACUGUUCCUGGAGGGACACCACCGACACCCACCGUCUCCUGCCCAAGAAGCACCGCCCCCAACUCCUGCCCAGCGUCGGUUCAGCUGAAUUUUGCGCUCGCGAACGCGAGAGCUUUCUUCCAACAGACUCUCUGCAAUUACGCCGUUGCUGUAUUAAGCGGGGCUUCCGCACUUUGCGCUUACGACGCGACUUGCGCGUCAAAGGCAGGAAACGCCGCCAACUGCCCAAGAAACAUUAGCGGGCCCCCGACGCCUGCUCCAACUCCUGCACUGACGCUUGCUCCGACGCAGCCACUGACGGGUGCCGUCGCGGCCAUAUGCCCAGCCACCAAUAUGGAGUCGGGGUCCUUGAACGAAGUGCAGUGCGGGUACGCUGUCAACAACGGCGCGAAGGAAGCACACCGAUCCCCAACUCCUGCCCCGCCAAUCCGCCGUUCGAAACACUAG
This is a messenger RNA of Klebsormidium nitens, 668 nucleotides long. Lineage: Eukaryota; Viridiplantae; Streptophyta; Klebsormidiophyceae; Klebsormidiales; Klebsormidiaceae. The record is from the annotation of a GenBank genome assembly.